Molecule: messenger RNA, 1338 nt
Organism: Silurus meridionalis
Lineage: Eukaryota; Metazoa; Chordata; Actinopteri; Siluriformes; Siluridae
Product: alpha-1-microglobulin/bikunin precursor
Exons: 10
Coding region: 47-1090 (347 amino acids)
Cellular component (GO): cell surface; plasma membrane
Molecular function (GO): serine-type endopeptidase inhibitor activity
Source: RefSeq, a predicted model, not a curated record
UCCUUAUUACAGACUGGAACCUCAUUUGGAUUGCAGACAGACAGAAAUGCAGUCUGUGUUUGCGGUUUUCCUCGUGGCCGCUGUGGGUCUGACCCACGCUGGACCUCUCCCUGCAGAACCUCUCCUCCAAACUCAGGAGAACUUCGACCUGGACCGGUUCUUAGGAAAGUGGUAUGACAUCGCUUCAGCCUCAAACUGCCCCUGGAGGAGGAAACACAAAGGAGAUUCUCCGAUCGGAUCUCUGGAGCUGCAGCAGAGCGACACUCCCAACUCUCUGAGCAUGACCCGCAUCAUGUCCAGACAAGGAGAGUGUAAGAUGAUCACUGGGAACUACGUGAAGACCGAAACGCCAGGAAGAUUCUACUACCACAGUGUCAAAUGGUCCGCUGAUGUGGACGCCUACGUGGUGCACACGAACUAUGAUGAGUACGCUUUGGUUGUAAUGUUUAAACAGCGUGGAGAAAACAGGACGACCUCCGUCAGUCUGUACGGUCGUAAGAAGGAACUGCGGCCCACGCUAUUGGAGGACUUUAGGACCCUGGUGGCUGAACAGGGAAUGAGCGCAGAUACCAUCUCUAUUAAACACAACAAAGGAGAUUGUGUUCCAGGAGAAAAAACAACUCCACAAAUUGAGGUUCAGCUGAGGACGAGACGCUCACUGGUGCUCUCUCCAUCUGAUGAAGGUUCUGGCGAUGACACAACCUUAUUCAAAGGAGAAGACUCCUGUAAAGGUACUCCAGACCCUGGUCCAUGUUUUGGUAUCAUCCAUCGUUACUACUACAACUCCUCCAUCAUGACGUGUCAGAUAUUUGAUUAUGGAGGCUGCAUGGGGAACCAGAACAACUUUCACACUGAGAAGGAAUGUCUGCAGACCUGCCGCACCGAGGCUGCCUGUCGGCUCCCGAUAGCUGUGGGUUCCUGUAAAAACACUCAGCAGUUCUGGGCUUUCGACUCGACCAACGGAAAGUGUGUGUCCUUCAGCUACGGAGGGUGUGAGGGCAACGGAAACCGCUUCUACACACAGAAGGAGUGUGAGGAGUACUGUGGAGUGAGCAGAGACGGUGAUGAAGAAUUCCUCAAUGUCAAUUAAAGACGGCAGAAGAAUGUCAGUAAAUACCAAACAGUAGCUGAUUUCUUCCCCAUAACCAUAGACAUAAUACAGAAUUCAACUAAUUCAUUAUCAGCAGUGUUUUUAGAAAUAACUUCAGCUCAGAUGUAGAAACUUUUUCUAAGAUUUUCUUGGAAAUAAUAACAAUAUUCAAUCAAAUCUGUCUGUUGGAGAUUAUUUCACACUCAUUGUAUUGAUGCAUUUAAACAAAUAAAAUACAAUAAAACCUU